Molecule: messenger RNA, 2584 nt
Organism: Manduca sexta (tobacco hornworm)
Lineage: Eukaryota; Metazoa; Arthropoda; Insecta; Lepidoptera; Sphingidae
Exons: 4
Coding region: 59-574 (171 amino acids)
Source: RefSeq, a predicted model, not a curated record
GCCGUCAUAUCGUUUAGUGUUUAUUUAUUAGUUGUAUGGAAUUUAUUGUUAAACGACCAUGCACAUGAAAGUGCCUGAAGUGAGACGAUGUUGCUUCUGCUUUCCAUUGCGGCAAGGAAUUAUCGUGUUUGGAUACAUAAAUUUAAUAAUUUCUCUUGCUGUUGUGGUUUGCCUCGUUAUCACGACUGAACUAAAAAAAAGCAAGUUGACCGGUGACACCUCGCUGGAGGUCAUUACCUCAACGAUAUUGUUCAGCAUUUUGGGAAUGAGCAUUAUUUUGAACACUGUUCUGUUAGUGGCUGGAUAUCAGAAAGACAUAUCGAUGCUACGUCUGUACAACUACUAUGGCAGCCUCAUUAUCCUAGCGUCGUUCGUUCCCACAAUGGUCCUGACGUCUCGUUUGAUGUUCCUCGAUGUUUUUGCAGCUUUGUGCGCCAUCGCAACGCAAUGCUACGUGAUUCUCUUGGUACGAAGCGAAGUUGUGAAGUUAGAACAUGAAGAAAUUCAACUGGAAGGAGGAACUAGAUGUGAUGAAGAAGCUAUAGAUAUAUCCGAUCGCGAGACCUUAUUGUAAUAAGUAGACGCCAGAGAAAAAUACUUGUUAAAGUAAGUAAUUAUAAAUAAUGCUAGCCUUAUAUUGUAUAAUGUCCCACUUCUGUGCACGGCCUCCUUUACUACUGAGAGGGUUUUAGACCUUAGUCCACUACACUGGCCCUUAUUCUGUAUGAUAGUGUAAACGCGUAACGCGGCCGUGUCAUGUUAUCUUUGAGAAAUGAGCGCGGAAUGGUAUUCUGAAAGCCAAAUUUCUAUAGUCCUAAACAUGAUGCGUUGUGUUCCUUGCUUGUUACACACUGUUAAAAUAACGUGCGGGAUAGAGAAUAAGGCCCGCCUAAAGCGGAUUGGCAGAUUCACAUACCUUCGAAAUUCUUAUGGAGAACUUCUCGGGGCUGUAGGUUUCCUCUCUAUUCCUUCACCGUUAAAGGAAGAGAUAAUUCACAGAGAAUAUACACAUAACUUUAGAAAAGUCAGAGGUUCUUGCCUUUAGGUUUUGGACCUGGGACCUUCGUGUUGGCAGUCAUUCCACUCCCAACUAGGCUUUCGCCGCUUAGUGCGUAAAAAUAUUUGUUAGUUACUUUUUAAAUUCAGAACAGUUUUAGCUCGUUAAGACUGCAUCUGGUAAUUCUUUAAAAGCGUGCUUUUAAAUAUUACGAAUAUAGAGAACUUAACUUAAAAUUUUAAGAAUUUAAAAUUUAUAUUCAUCGAAAAAAUAUCGCCGCAGAGCAAUUUUUAUAAAGAAAUGUUUGAUUUGAACGAAUACAAGUUUAUUUCUUCCUAUGAAAGUUAUAAUUAUUAAAUAAAAUAUCAUUUUCAAGAACUACAGUAUAAUGAAUUUCAAAAAUGAAUACGCUUACUUAUUUAUUGUAAACCAUAUAAUACUUAUAACGUUUUAUAUCUAAUGACGUCAUAACGCUAUGCUUUUUUACGUAAUUAGCGUAAAAACAUGUAUUUUCAAUAGUAAUUAUGUUGUCAAUAUAUCGACGAUAAAAACUUGGCAGGAAACUUGGGAGUUUCUCCGUCACUGGCCUUGUGUUAGCUUUGAAGAGGUAGUAGUAGUUAUAAAAUGUUAUUAUUUAUAGGAAUUGUAAGAAGAUCUUGUGUACCUUGGAAUAAUGUUUGUAUUAUAUUUAAUAUAUUGAAGUGGUUUAUCUUUGAUUCUAUGGAAGUGAUCUUAAUAAUGUCGUCUAUUUUGAUUGGGAACGUUUUUAAAUAGUCUAUUAAAUUAAUUACCCUGUGAUAAGUCUAUGUUCGUCCAAAUAAUAUAUUACUUGCAAUAACCAAAUUAAAAAGAUCGAUUUUUUUUUAAUAUUGUUCCAUGCAAUGAAUGAAUUCAUCGAUUCACAUUGCGCAAUACAUUUGUAUGCAAGAGAAAGAAGGAAAUAUCUUAUUAAGAAGUCAGCAAAACCAAUUCACGAAACAGUACGUACUCUGCCAAAUAUUCGAAGCGAAAUGCAUUCAAUGCGACUGCUUUUUUGGCAACGCACGACUCUGCGGUGUAGUAAUAAUAACAUCAAAUUAUUAUGUAAAAAAAAACUUAAAUAUUUCUACAUUUUCGCGUUCGGGAGCACAGGUGGACGCCCGCGGGACUCUCAGUCGUGACUUACUCCGACCGGACCAUUGUAACGGGCAAUAUUCAUUGAAAUAAUAAGGACUUUCUAAAGGGUAAUAACACUUUGUACACAAAAUUGGCUAUUAAACCAAUCACAGGGCACAGGGCAAAGAUACCGCUAAACCACAGGCAGGACUAUUGUAUCUAUAUUAUUUUGGGAAUCAUAUGAUUUUAUUUUAAUAUACAAACCUUUCUCUGGUUAUUAUGCAAUUGCGUAAAAUCGAAAAAAAUGUUUCGGAUAUGUCAUAAAAGUUACUUGUGUUUUUAUUGAAUUUGUAUAAGGAUUAUAUACUUUUAUAAUUAUUAUAUGCUUGUAAUUGAAAUUUGGUAGAGCUAUUUGAACAAUAAUUAAAUGAUCCGCUAAUGGCCGGUUCUUUACUAAGUUUAACAUUCGAAAUACAUCUUUUUUUAAUUUCA